Messenger RNA from Trypanosoma rangeli, 315 nucleotides. RefSeq lists its product as uncharacterized. NCBI's taxonomy places the organism in Eukaryota, Euglenozoa, Kinetoplastea, Trypanosomatida, Trypanosomatidae. The record is from RefSeq and is a predicted model, not a curated record. The coding region runs from base 1 to 315 and encodes 104 amino acids. The transcript has a single exon.
AUGAAUGACCAGGAGCGUCUGCGCUGCGGGUUGCGCAACGAGCCCCCCGGGACGAGCGCAUCUGGGAUUCAGUGGAGUGAGGAGCUGCAUCGACGGGUGGAGCAGCGCGCCACGGAGGAUUUUUGCUGGAUUCUGACGGCGGAUCAUAGAAAGACGGAGAAAUUUUUGCAGGAAACGUACUUACAGUGGCAUCACCGGGAUGAUUAUUUAGUCACACGCGAGAGCCGAGAGAAGAAGAAGUUUCGCCAGGAUUUGACGCUUCAGCAGGUCAUACAAGAAGGCCAGGAACGAAAUCGACGCAUGCAACGACGAUGA